Molecule: messenger RNA, 2454 nt
Organism: Closterium sp. Naga37s-1
Lineage: Eukaryota; Viridiplantae; Streptophyta; Zygnematophyceae; Desmidiales; Closteriaceae
Source: the annotation of a GenBank genome assembly
AUGUUGUUGAAUUUCUAUGAUACACUCUGUCCUCGUUACAGGAAGACUCAGCUUCAGCUGUCGGCGUCGCGAAUCACGGUGAUGCGCAACAAGCGGCAGAACGAGCUCAAGUACAAACGGCGCGAGGUGGCGAUGAUGCUCAAAGGCGGCCAGGAGGCUCGAGCUCGUAUUAGGGUGGAGGAGCUUAUAAGGGAGGAGAACACUAUAGCGGCCUACGAUGUGCUGGAGCUCUUCUGCGAGCUACUGGUCGCCCGCAUCCUCAUUAUAGAGUCACAGAAGACCUGCCCGGUGGACUUGCGGGAGGCGGUAUCGAGCAUUAUUUUUGCUGCCCCGCGCUGCUCCGACCUGCCCGAGCUUGCUGAGGCGAAGAAGCUCUUCCAGCAGAAGUUCGGGCGGGAGUUUGUGAUGGCAGCAGAGGAGCUGCGGCCUGAAUGCGGAGUGAACCGAAUCAUUGUUGCCAAGCUGUCAGUGAGAGCUCCCUCCCCGGAAUCCAAGCUAGAGGCGCUGCAGAAGCUGGCGGAGGAGAACGGCGUGGAGUGGGACCCGGCGAGCAUGCAGAAAGAUCUGUUGGCGAAAUAUGAAGAUAUGAUGUCCACACCUCUUCACAUCCAGAUGCUCUUGCAAUCACUCAUCUUUCUGUCUUUGCCUCACCCCCUUCCCUCCCACCCUUCCCUGCAGGACCCUCGCUCCAACCAGCCAGUCUACACAUCCACCCAUCCAGACGCUCCCAGGACCCCCCCUCCUCACGACUCCACGCCCAACCUUCCCAGCCUUCCCUUUCUCCCUCUUCAUACACACACGCACUCUAACCCACGCCUCCAUUCCCUCUUCCCAUUGCUCUCCCCCUCUCAGGACCCUCGCUCCAACCAGCCAGUCUACACAUCCACCCUUCCAGACGCUCCCAGAACCCCCCCUCCUCACGACUCCUUGCCCAACAUGUUUGGCCCCGGGCAGCCCUACAAUCCCGGGCAGCCCGCAAAUGUUCCGGCAGGCAGCCAGCCGUACGAAACCGGCCCUCCGUCUGCCCCUCCUCGCACAGAAUCGCUGAUUACAGCAGAUGAUUAUGAGAAGCGUUGGGUGGGAGGGGCAGGCGGGCAGGGGCAGGCAAAUAACCCUGCCCACCCCGCUUCUGCUGCUGCUGCCGCUGGUGCUGCUGGUGGUGCUGGUGGUGGUGGCAGUGGUGGUGAUGGUUAUGGUUCUGGUGGUGGGUCAGCUGGUUACACUGGCGUGGGUGGUAACCCUCUGGAUUACCCAGCAUCAUCUGUCCCCAAGUAUGGGGAGGGUAAGGCUUUCAAGAAAGAUGCUAUGGAUUAUGCUCCUAGUAGCUACGGCGGAGGAGGAGGAGGAGGGGGAGGAGGAGGAGGGGGAGGAGGUAUAGCUAGUAACUACCAGAAUCAGGGUAACAAUCCCAGUGGUGCGUUUUCCACAGAGGAGAUUCGGCAGGCGGAAAACGAGGUGGCUAGGGAGUUUGAUCGUGUGGCUGAGGAGAGAGAGCGCCAGAUGGCAGCGAUCCGUGAGUCGUCGGAGCGCGCCAGGCUGGCGGCGCAGCGGGCGGCAGAUGCCGCCCGCAUGGCCGUUGGGGGCGGUGGAAUGGGGGGAGGGGGGAUUGGUGCUGGGUAUGGUUCGGGGGCAGGAGGAGGGGGAGGGGGGAUGAUGGGCGGACAGGGAGGAAUGGCAGUUAACGCUCGUUACGGGCCUAGUGCUUACGGUGGCAUGCCAGGUGGAUCCCCAGGUGGUUCUGUUGCGCCAGGUGUUUCCUCAGGUGGUUCAGGUGGAGGGGGCGGGGUGCAAGAUGGGGAGGACAGUUUGGAUUUGCCAGCUCCCCCUAGAGGCAUCGUGGGGGGAAGGGGAGGCGGAGGGGGAGGGGGAGGCGGAGGGGGAGGAGCAGGGGGAGGGGGAGGAGGUGGGUUUGUGGGGGCGAGUGCGUUUGACGAUUUUGUGGCUAAGUCACCUCGAGCAGGUGAAACUGGUAGUGGCGGAUUUGGGGCAGGAGGAGGAGGAGGAGGAGGAGCAGGUGGGGUGGGAGGAGCAGGGGGAACAGGAGGCAUGGGUACUACUGGGUAUGGAGGAGAGUCAGGAGCAGUACCGGCAAGCCAUGGCACCCCAGCACAUGCUUUCGAUGACUAUGUUGCUCGAUCUCCCAGGGGGGCCAACAAUAGCAACGGCAGUGGUGAUUUCAAUGCCCCGUCCGUCCCUGGUUCGGGCGCCACCCAUUCCUCCCACUCAGGCUCGGAGUUCCCCUCGGUGCCAGGCUCUGGCGGGUAUGGCUCCGGCGCUGGUUCGGGUUACGGUGGAGGAGGUGGGGGGGUAGCCUCGGGGCCAGGUUCGGGGAUGCAGAGUGGUUCGGGGACAACUGGAUUGUCGGGAGAUGUGAUGUCUCUACCUGGCAUUGAUGACCUGGCAGCGAGGUUUGACCGGCUGAGGAAGAGAACGGCUGCAUCGGAUGACCUGUGA